Carassius gibelio (silver crucian carp) is the source of this 1427-nucleotide messenger RNA. RefSeq lists its product as uncharacterized. The coding region runs from base 480 to 1427 and encodes 315 amino acids. The record is from RefSeq and is a predicted model, not a curated record. The transcript has 2 exons. Lineage: Eukaryota; Metazoa; Chordata; Actinopteri; Cypriniformes; Cyprinidae.
UCACAAUUUUGUUUUGGCUUGCUCGGUAUGUGCCACUGGUAAGGCUUCCAAUCGGUCCCCGGAUGGGUUACUCCAACCGCUGCCGGUACCUUCGAGACCCUGGUCCCAUAUCGCACUAGAUUUUAUUACCGCCCUCCCAGGGCAACACGGUUGUUUUAACCGUGGUGGACCGGUUCUCGAAGGCCGCCCAUUUUAUUCCUUUGGCCAAGUUGCCCUCAGCCAAGGAGACAGCGUUGACCGUCAUAGACCACGUCUUUCGUUUACAUGGCCUCCCGAUAGACGUGGUUUCUGACAGAGGACCCCAAUUUGUGUCUAAAUUUUGGCGAGAAUUCUGUAAAUUACUAGGAGCGACUGUAAGUCUGUCCUCAGGGUUUCACCCCCAGAGCAAUGGCCAGACCGAGAGAGCCAACCAAGAUUUGGAAAGGGUGUUGCGAUGUUUGGUCUCCAAGAAUCCUUCCUCCUGGAGCCAACAAUUGUCUAUGGUGGAGUACGCCCACAAUACCUUACCAGUAUCGGCUACGGGCCUAUCUCCUUUUGAGUGUAGUGUAGGGUACCAGCCACCAAUUUUUCCCAGUAUGGAAUCCGAGGUUGCGGUCCCCUCCGUUCACGCCUUCGUCCAGAGGUGCCACCGCACUUGGACCAGAGCCCGCGAGACUCUACUCCAAGUGGGGGUGCGCACCAAGGCCAAAGCCGAUCGCCACCAGUCUAGGCCUCCCGUAUACGUCGUGGGUCAAAAGGUGUGGCUUUCUACUAAGAACAUUCCUCUCCGUUCCGUUUCUAAUAAACUGGCUCCCAAAUUUAUCGGCCCGUUUACUGUCACCAAGAUCAUUAGUCCGGUGACAGUCCGCCUCAAACUCCCUCCGACGUACAGGAGAAUUCACCCCGCCUUUCAUGUAUCCAAAAUAAAGCCUGUAUUUUAUUCUCCCAUUAAUCCGCCUACCCCGGUCCCUCCCCCGCCGCGUCUCGUAGAUGGGGAGACCACUUAUUUGGUUAAUCGUAUUCUGGACUCUAGAAGGAGGGGACGCGGAUUUCAGUACUUGGUGGACUGGGAGGGUUACGGUCCGGAGGAGAGAAGUUGGGUACCUGCUAGGGACAUCCUGGAUCAUUCCCUUAUCGAUGAUUACAAUCGACAGAUCCUGGUGUUUGAUGUCGUGUUCGUGUUGUUCCUGCCUUGCCUUGUCGCCGUUCUGUUCGGAUCCUGUCGUCACGCUUGGAAUACACUCACCACUAUUGGAUUAUCACCGCUGUCAUCGUCGUUCAACGCACCCCACGUCUCAACUCACCAGUCUGUGCUGCCACCGUGGUUCCUGCGUUACUCUCCGACCUUUCAUCAUCAUCAUACUUCUAAUAAACUUACUCGUACUUGCAUUUGUCUCCUGUCCUCCAUUAGCGCCGUUACAGUUGCCAGCCGAUUUAACACUUGUUGA